UCAAAUCAAAACAAAACACAAUUUCCUAGUAAAACAAAGCCAUCUAGCAAAUUAUACAACAAUGGCUGCUAUCAACAAUUGCUCAAUCCUCUUCGUGAUCAUAGCAUUAUUUUCAUUAUCAAGCAUCACCACAACCCGUGCUGCUCGUAGCCUACUGCAACUUCCAAAUUUGCCUACGAUCCCCUCGUUGCCUCGGCCAACAAUGCCACAAUUACCCACUAUUCCCAAUUUUCCAACAGCAGCCACAUUGCCACCAUUGCCAAGUGUUACAUCUUUGCCAACACUUCCAACAGCUAAUACACCAUUGCCAUCGUUGCCCACAUUGCCCUCUGUCCCGAAAAUGACUCUGCCUCCAAUGCCAGCCAUGAAUCCUCUGCCCAACAUGCCAUCACUUCCGAACAUUCCCACAAUUCCAACCAUUCCAACAUUUUCACCUCCUCCAUCCAACUAAUUUCGCGGCUUCCAACAUUUUACCUGUCUUACCCCCAUUGGUCUCUACCGUUUGAUGUUGUUUAUCUUCUUUUUUUUUCGUUUGUCCUCUUAGUCUUCUUCAUUUGUAAACGAAACGAUGUAUCUUAUCAUUUGUACUCUAUGAGUGUUGUGUGUUGAUUAUCCAGAAAAAAACUUGGUAUUAAUAUGAUGCAGUGUCUAUUUUUCAGUUGUA
Solanum dulcamara is the source of this 664-nucleotide messenger RNA. Its product is annotated as protein PELPK1-like. The record is from RefSeq and is a predicted model, not a curated record. The transcript has a single exon. Lineage: Eukaryota; Viridiplantae; Streptophyta; Magnoliopsida; Solanales; Solanaceae. Bases 62 to 451 code for a protein of 129 amino acids.